UACCAGAGUCAAGUGCAGGGACGACAUUGAGUGACAGACCAAUUAUCAUCUUCCGGUCAAGUAGCUUUCCAAGUCUCAUGCCACUCAUUGGCUUCUAUUCAAUCAACACCAGAAGCUAUUUCGCAUCCUUCACCUGGAAGAACACCAAGGGGAGCAAGAACAAGGUGCGCCUCUGGAUAUACAACUCAGAGGAUGACAGGCCAGUGUCAGAGAAAGAUUAUGCCAUGGAGGAAGACCCAAAGGUUGUCAACAUCAUCUACAUCUCCUGCCGGCAUCUUUUUGUGGCCUACUGUGAUGACAUCCACUUGCGGUUUUUCAGUGACCACCGUCAGAACUUCAAGCUGCUCUCAGCAAUGAGCUCCCCCUAUGUGAUCACCAGCAUGUGCUACAACCCUGAGAUGGAUGAGCUGGUGACAGGUGCCAUUGGUGUAGUAGUCUUCUGGUCCUUUAUCAUGGAGGAGGCCCACUUCUUGGGCAUGACACAGGAAAUGCAUAUUGUGAGUGGUGAGUUUGUGCAGUCUCUCAGAGUGGAACAGGAGCGCAGAGCACUGGUGGUCUUGUGCGAAAAUAUUAUUCGUGUGUUUGAUUACCAAACCAAGGCUGAGAUCCGCACCUUCCAGGUGAUCCAAGGUGUGUCCCUCACCUGCUUUUCUGCCAAUUGGCUCCAGGGCCUUCUCUAUACCGGAGACAUGGUUGGGGACAUCAAGGUGUGGAAUUUUGAUACAGGGAGCCAGAGCAAACAAUUCAAGGCCCACCUGAGUGCCAUUACCACCAUGGUCAAACGAGUCUCAGUGCACACCCUCAUGACUGCAUCACUGGAUGGACUGCUGAAAGAAUGGAACCUGACCACCUGUGAACUUAUCCGGCGUGUGGACAUUGGAGAGCCACUCCUUCAGUUGCAGUUCAUCAAUGAACAGACCUUCUUUCUCCAGACCCAACACACAUUUUCUAUUCGUACUCUCAACAAUUUCUACCAGCUCUUCAACAAGACCAAAUCCAUCCUCAAGAACCUGGUGCGUGUGCAGUGUGGUCCAGAUAAGGCUCGCAUUCUAGCAACCACUGAAGACGGAGUCAUCCGCUUCCUGUCCCCUGUUACAGGAGAGAUGCUCUUUGUCACCUGGCCCUUCCAAAUGCUGGAAAAGGCCCUGGACUACGUUUAUGACCCAGAGCGAGAGGAACUAUUGGUGACAAUGGGCACAACUGAUAUCUAUGUGCUGGACACUACCAAGAACCCCUGUCCAGCCAAAUACAUAUUGCGCACCACAGAGAGCAUGGAGGAUAAGGUCCUUUGCCUGGCCUACAGCCGCUUAGACCUGGGCGGCCACACCGUCAGUUUCAUUUUCAGUGGAUAUAAGAGCGGGAAGGUCCGCACUGUCACCCAGCAUCUGUAUCGGAUGAGAGAUCGCAGAUUGCAUGAUGGCAAUGUGAUGGCAAUCAGCAGCCUCUCAGCCGCAGGGAACCUGUCAUACCACUCACGGGAAUCCUCCUACCUGUGCUCCUAUGGCUCAGAUGAAUAUAUCAUCCUCUCUGAUGUUAUCUUAAAAAAGAACCACUUUCUGGAGAUAGAACCUUUGGUUGUCAUCCCCAGCACCAACUGCCGGAUCAACCACCUUCUUCUCAUCCCUGGCUACAUCUGUGUCCUGACAGAACAGAACCGGGUUCGGCUUUGGAGCCAGGCAGACCUGGUCCCCGGCAAGAAGAAUCCCUUCUGGAAGGAGUCUGAUGUCAUGCACCCCACCUCCAUCACAUCAUUUGACUAUUGCCACACCCUUAGCAUGCUGGUGACCGGUGGUGCUGAUGGCUCUAUCCGCAUCUGGGACAUCCUGGGGCAGAUGCUGGUGGAGUUUGAUACCAGCCUCAAAUUCAGCCGUGUCUGCUUUGCUAACCAGUGUGGGGAUCUGCUGGUGGGCUGCAACAAGAACAUCUACUUCAUCUCAUGUGUCACAUACCUGCCCACCACACACGUCAGAAUGCUGUCAGAUCGGUGUUUGAAGGAUGAUGUGGUGGAACGCCCACUGCCCUUUCUGCCCCAUUUCCUGCUUUCCUUUAAUAUCGUUUUUGUCCCCAAGUACCGCCAGGUGGGCAAGCAGGCAAAGAAGUAUGAACGACUGGAGCCCAUCACGAACAACAAGGAAGUGGUGAUAGAGAAGAACGUGGCCAGAGUGAUGGAGUUCUGCGGCAAGGAGGCAUGCCUCCUUCCCAGCCCAGAUUUUUACGGAAUUGCACCUUCCAUAAAGGAGAAGUAUCCAGAGUUUUCUGUGGAAUAUAAACUCAUCCAGCAGCCAAGCUUCCAAUCAAGUCUGGAGAUGUCUGCUUCAGCUGAGCCUCACCAUAGGCUCCCACCACUGGCUGAGGGCAUGCCGGUGCUCCGCAGGAUACCCAUCCAGCAUGGGCACUUGUGGCCCAUUGCACCUGAUGGCUAUAUUCCCAAUUCAGUGAUUCGAGCAGAAUUGUUUCAAAGGGGGACACCCUUAGCCCUCCCACACUCCUUGCAUACUCCAAGGCAGGUCCUGCCACUGCGGAAAGUAUUUAAGAUCCAGUUGGAAGAACGGACUGACUCUGAGCGUAUUGAGAAAGCCCGGAAGAAAAAGGCACAGAAGGCAAUGCAAAAUACAUUUGUGUCUGCUGAGGUCCAGCACCAUCGGGAUUUGCUGGCAGAAAUCGUGACCAAGCCUUGGCUGCGGCACAAACCCAGUGAGAUAAACCUGCCCUGCGUUGUCAAAACCAUUCUGGACCUGAUAGACGAUGUGCCUUACACCACCUAUUUGCUGUGCACUUCUGCCCUUGUCCAGAUUUCUGAGGCAUACAUGCUGCCACCUGAAGUCAAAAAAUUGGCCUUUGCCCGUCUCAUACAGGACACAAAACACAAGGAGGCGAGGAUGAGAUUAGCAGCUUGGGAGACACUUGGAAAGAUGAACCUGUUGACUGAUACAGAAGUGGUGUCGCUGGCCCAAGCCCUACUGGAUGAGAACAAUAAAGUGCGUAACCUGGCUCGAUCCCUGCUAGACUCUGUUGCUGGCAUCACCGACAAGUUUGUCCUGAAGAAGGAGGUGCAGCGGCUGACAGAAGGAAGCGAGGACGACUUGACAAGUGUAAUCCAUGGUCCAGAAGACAAAUUCUCUCUCAGGGUGCAUGAGAAGCAGCAUGAAGCUGAAGAAGGGGCAUUAUGGCUGAUGAAUCGUGUUGAAGACCAGCUGAAUGCUAAUCUGUUCCUGAUGAACGAGCAUCUCCCAACACAAACCCGACUCAUACGCCCGCCCCAUUCCCGGCGCAGGUUCAUGCCUCAGGGAAAACGUGAUAGUUUGGCUGAAAAAACCAAACAGGAAAGAAGGGGCAGUUUGGCUGAAAAAACCAAACAGGAAAGAAGGGGCAGUUUGGCUGAAAAAACCAAACAGGAAAGAAGGGGAAGUUUGACUGAAAAAACCAAACAGGAAAGAAUGGACAGUUUGACUGAAAAAAACAAACAGAGUAUGGGGUCACAGGCCCGGUGGCUGGGACCUGCUGUCAAGCAUGUGCGGAAACCUCCUCAGAGCUCAAAUGCCUUUGAUGUUGCCAAGCGGCUCCCUCCAGAGAGGCUUCCUAAGAUGCAAUUGGCACCUGAAAAGGUUGUGAUAGCUGCAAAGGGGAGUGAUGAAUUGCUAGCAAAGAGCAGCAGCAGCAGUAGCAGCAGCAGCAGCAGCAGCAGCACAAGCACUAGCAGCAGCAGCAGCAGCAGCAGCAGUGCUGCCAUGUCGCAUGCAGAGCAGCCUGCCAAGACAUUCCCUAGGACUAGAGGAAAGCAGCUCUGGCUCAAGGCCUCUGAGUCCCUUCCCCAGAAGGCCCAGAGGGUCCAGACAUUCCAGAAGCUGCCCAAAUUAGGCCAGCCCAUCAUCUUGCAGCAGAAAGACAGUCGCACACAGGUCUAUCGUGAAAUGCCAAAGCACCAGCUUGACAAGAAGAGGGAUCAGCAUGCCAGGAAAGAGCAGGAAGGAGUGACAGUGGACACCAAGCAGCCUAAACCUAGCAAACUUACAUCUCCUCUGUUGCCACCUGUGACUUCCAGAGGUAGCCUCAUUGACCCUAAAGAGCAGUACAGCACUGAUACGUCCACUUGGCGCAGAGACCUCCUGAAGCUGCUUAUGCUUCGCAUUGCCCCCUCGCCUGACAUGAGCACUGUGAUUGAAGACUUAGUCACCUCAGCCCGGAGGGCCCUGAGUGGCCAUACCAUGUCCUUGGCAUCCUUAUUAGUCCUAUGCGAGCCCAUCCUCACUUCUCAGGAGCAAACUACCCCUGAAUUAGAGAGGCAGAAAGAGUUGCUGAAGCCCUUUGUUAGGGAGUUGUUGUCUGAAGUAAGCAGUAAGACAAAGGUGUUUCUGAAGGAGGAAGGACAACCUAUCUCAAAGAAUGUCAUUGAGAAACCUGAAGGACCUGGCAGCCUGGAGGACCGGGCUUGGGAAGUGGAAGAGACAGAGGAAGAGAAAACUGCAAUGAGGAAGAAGCAGCCAGAGUCAGGAGUAGAAGUCAGCAAGCAGAAAAUAGCAGCCUCCCAAAAGAGGUGGAGGAAGGCCAUGAUAAAAACAAAAAAGAAAGGGGCUGGCAGAGGGGAAGAAAUAGCUAAAGAGGAAGAGGAAGAGGUGCUUCAAAGCAAGGAACUGGCUAAGGGGAAAGAACUGGAGACAGCCAAGGCAAAAGGACGAGAAGUAGCCAAGGGAAAAGAACAGGAGGCAGUCAAGGGGAAAGGACUGGAGGUGGCCAAGGGAAAAGGACUGGAGGCGGCCAAGGGAAAAGGACCGGAGGCGGCCAAGGGAAAAGGACCGGAGGCGGCCAAGGGGAAAGGACCGGAGGCGGCCAUGGGGAAAGGACAGGAGGCGGCCAUGGGAAAAGAAGAGGAGGCGGCCAUGGAGAAAGGACAGGAGGCGGCCGUGGGGAAAGGAGAGGAGGCGGCCGUGGGGAAAGGAGAGGAGGCGGCCGUGGGGAAAGGAGAGGAGGCGGCCGUGGGGAAAGGAGAGGAGGCGGCCGUGGGGAAAGGAGAGGAGGCGGCCGUGGGGAAAGGACAGGAGGCGGCCGUGGGGAAAGGACAGGAGGCGGCCGUGGGGAAAGAAGAGGAGGCGGCCGUGGGGAAAGGACAGGAGGCGGCCGUGGGGAAACGAGAGGAGGCGGCCGUGGGGAAAGGACAGGAGGCGGCCGUGGGGAAAGGAGAGGAGGCGGCCGCCGAAAUGAAAACAGGGGAGCUGGCGGGCAUGAAAGAAGAGAUGACUGAGGAGAAAGAGGAGACACUGGCCAAGGUGAUAGAGGAGGUAGUGGCCAGGGCAAAGAAAAGGGCACUGGUAGAGGCAUCAGAGAGGGUGGUAGCUGAGGUGACAAGUAGAGCUCUGGCUGGUGUGAGGGAGAAGGCACUGGCUCAUGCACAAGAGAUGACACUGGCUGAAGCACUGGAGAAGGCUCUGGCUGAAGCACGAGAGAUAGCUCUGGCUGAAGCACGAGAGAUGGCUCUGACUGAAUUGAAGAGCAGGGCACUGGAUGAAAUGAGGGAAGAGUUACUGGAAGAGGCAAAAGGGAUAGCACUGGCUGAGGCAUGGGAGAGGGACCUGGCUGCAGUACAAAAUAUAACACUAGCUGGUGAGAGGGAGAAGGUGCUAGCUGAAGCCAAAUUGAUGGUGCUGUCCGAGGGGAAAGGGGAAAUAUUGGCUGCAGCAAGGAUAAAGGAGCAGGCUGAGGUACGAGCAAUGGAAAUGGCCAGGGCCAGAGCUAUGGAACUGGUCAAGGAAAGAGAAACUAAAGUGGAUGAGGCAAGAGUUUUGGAACUUACUGCAAGAGCGAUGGAGCUGGCUGAAGAAAGAGAAAUGGAACUGGCUGAAGCAAGUGCGACAGAACUGGCCGAGGCAAGAUUAUGGGAGCUAGUUGAAGAAAAAAUAAAGCAGGUAGUUGAGGCAAAAGCAGAGGAGCUGGCUGUGUCAAAAUUAAGGGAGGUGGACUUGGAGGAAGAAAGACAAACAAGGGAGAGACUAACCUUUGAGAGAGAAGAGGCUGACCUGCAGGAAGCUGAACCUGAUCAGCGAGAGACUGGCCUGCAUGUAGCUGACCUGCGAAAGACUGGCCUACAAGAACCUGACCUGUGGGAAGCUGGCCUGCAGGAAAGUGAAUUGCAAGGAACUGGCCUGCGGGAAGCUGGCCUAUGGAAACCUGACCAGCAGGAGGCUGGUCUGUGGAAAACCGAUCUUCAGAAGGCUGGCCUGCAGGAAGCUGACCUGUGGGAUGCUGGCCUACAGGAAACAGACCUGCAAAAGGCUGGCCUGCAGAAAACUGACCUGUGGGGUGCUGAUCUGCAGGAGGACAUAGGCAUUAGGACAUUAUCUAAGGAUGAAAGAGAGGCAUUAGUUGCCAUGUGGGAGGAGGAACAUGCUCAAGAUAGAGAACUUGAUUUUCCAGGUCGUGCUCAGUUGCUUCUGGACACCCUGACUAAGCCAGAGAAGCUCGAGGUCAUUGACUCUAAGACAUAUCAGCACCUUUUCCAAGUGGCUUCACUGCUUCAGUUCCCUCCCACAGCUGAUGCCAAGGAACUGGCUGAUGCUUUGCUACAAAAAACAGAGGAAAUUUUGAAGGAAGGUAGGGAGAAGCAGGAACACUUAUCCAAAGAAUCCACUUUUGUUUUGAUGAAGCUAAAGGAAGCAAUGGAGGCCCACCAGCCCUGGUACACUAACGUUAAGAAGUUUGAGGUCAACAUUAGGACGCUGCUGAAGACUGCUCUGUCUGUGUUGAGGGCUCAGACUAUGAAAGAGCAGCUGACAAGAGACGUCAAGGAGAAGUCUUGGUGGAAGAAAGCUGAGAAGGAAUGGAAGGAGGGUGACAGCACAUUAAUGAGUAAGAGGGCCUGGCUGGACAAGAUGGUCAGGAUCACCACUGAAAAGUGGCAUGCUAAACAGGAAAGGGCUGAAAAGGAAAGAUUAGAACAGCGGCACAAGGAGAAGCGCCUCCAGCUCAGAUCACAACCCAUAAUGUUAGGCAUGAGAAAGAGGGGCAAAGACAGAGAAAAGGAGACAGAGAAAGAGAGAGAAGAGGAGAAGUCACUGAAAAGGGUGGGUCCACAGGCCAAGCUCAUGUGGUCCAUUGGCUUGCAGCGUGAGGGUGCCUGGAAGGCCAUUGUGGAGGAACCACAUCUUGACCACAUCCCAAGAUUGAAGAGGCAGAAGCUUCCAGAUAACUAUUUGUACAUCCCUACAGAACCAUCAAAGCAAAAACAUCGACGUGAACUCAAGAAGGGUACCCGGCAACACAUUUUCCGUCUCAAUGAUAAGGAAAUUGACUGGGAUAAGUUUACAAAGUUCUACCAGACACUUGUAUCCCUGAAGGGGGAGGAAGAGGGUACUGAAUCAGCAGCUUGGCAGGAAAACUCCUCCAGGUUGCUAGACCUCUAUGGUUUGAGCAACCCAGUCAUCAGGGGCAUGACACAGCAGCUGUUGAUGGGCGAUCACCGCCAGCGCAAAUGCAUCAGAGGCAAAGUUGUGAAUCUGAGUGAGGCAGAGGCCAAUUUGGGUCAGCGAGUCCUCUAUGAACUGGUCCAACACUCUACCUCUGUUCUCCCCAGGCCCCCCACCUUGCACAGCAUCAUCCCACUCAGCUACCAGAAUAAUGUGCACUCCUUCAAACCUCAGGGCAUUGCCCGUUUUGGUACUAUGUUGCUCAAGUGGAAGACCUUAUCCAAAAGAAAACGGUCGAAGCUGUGCUUGUAUGUAGAUCCACGUGGUCAUGCCAAAUAA
Molecule: messenger RNA, 7736 nt
Organism: Hemicordylus capensis (graceful crag lizard)
Lineage: Eukaryota; Metazoa; Chordata; Lepidosauria; Squamata; Cordylidae
Product: WD repeat-containing protein 87-like
Exons: 7
Coding region: 78-7736 (2552 amino acids)
Molecular function (GO): protein binding
Source: RefSeq, a predicted model, not a curated record